Fragaria vesca subsp. vesca is the source of this 941-nucleotide messenger RNA. RefSeq lists its product as uncharacterized. Gene Ontology annotation, biological process: response to red or far red light. Bases 67 to 837 code for a protein of 256 amino acids. NCBI's taxonomy places the organism in Eukaryota, Viridiplantae, Streptophyta, Magnoliopsida, Rosales, Rosaceae. The transcript has 3 exons. The record is from RefSeq and is a predicted model, not a curated record.
GUUCUUCCGUGAUUGUAAUUGAGCUGAGUUGAGCUGAGGUUGUUCUCUCUCAAGUUCUUCGAGUUCAUGGAGAUGGAAGCUGAAUACAAACAAAGCCCAACUGAGAUUGUCAGCUACCCUGUAAUUGAAGUUGGAAAGACGAUCAAGAAACGAAAAUUGCAGGCUGAGCAAUUGGGCUUGCCUACACCCAAGCAUAAAUGCUGGGACCUCAACUUUCCUUCAGAUGGACCUGUCUCCAUGUUUGAUGAAAUUCCUGUCCAAGUACAGAACAUGGAGAGACACAUAGUCAAUGGAGGAAUAGAGGGAGGAGUCCUCAAUGACGGGUCUGGACUUGGAUCAGGAAAAGGUAGCAAUAGUUUUGCUGGAGAUUAUUGUGAUUCUGCAAUAUCGGUUUAUAGAGAAGUUGAACCAAACCCUGCAUAUGCAAAGAGCGUAUGUGAUAGGCCGUCCACUUCAUCUGUGAAUUGCAAUGUCAAUAUUUUUAAAGACACCGACAGCAGUUUGGACAAUGUGUCAGCUAUGGAAGCAAAUUAUGGCGAAGCGGAACUAGAAUUUGUGAAUAUGGAAGUGCAUCAACCUAUUCAGAACCUCGAAGAGCAGCUCCAAGAAUAUGGAGGCGAGGCAAAUUACAUCUGCUCCGAAUAUGGAGAGCACUUCAUUGAGGAGUGUACAGAUAAGGAAGUUGAAGAUAUUAUCUACUCCAAUUCUUUAAACCCUCAUGCAUAUAUACUUUCAUCGGGAAGGUGGAGUGUAAAUCAAGAGGCUCAAUCAGGCAGCAGCAGGAAGCCAACCAUCGAUCAAGAAUUCGAGCAGUACUUUUCAUCGCUUAUGCUGUAGUGCUCAUUCCUGGGAUGUGAGCAGAAAUUUUGUACAGUUUUUAUUAUAGAUAUAUCUCUGUUGUAACUUGUACUUGAAUAAUGUAACCAAUCAAUAUGUUCAGU